Stegodyphus dumicola is the source of this 1064-nucleotide messenger RNA. RefSeq lists its product as uncharacterized. Gene Ontology annotation, molecular function: protein binding. The record is from RefSeq and is a predicted model, not a curated record. NCBI's taxonomy places the organism in Eukaryota, Metazoa, Arthropoda, Arachnida, Araneae, Eresidae.
CUCGAGUUAAGUUUUUAAGUCACUAAGUUUUUGAGUCACCUGUUGAUCUCUAUACAAUAAAAUUCACUCUAAUUAAACGAAUUAAUCUGAUUUCUUUUUCUUUCAGAAACGCAAUAAAAGAGGAUGGAAGAUACGAUAACGAGAAAUGGAUUCUGUGAUACUUCGUGAAAAGGAUGGAGAGGAGGAGGUACUUAGUCCGUAAGUCCGAUUCCUUCACCUAUCCCGAAGUUCGAACCAGCGGCGAUGCUAUCUGCUUGUGCAAUUGCAGCAAUGCGCCGUACAACUCCUACGACUUACAAACUCAGACCGUGAUUUUUGGCGAAGAAAUCAAGCCAAAGAAAGACAAAAAGGGAGUCUUUUCCUGCACCUCCCUGCUCAAAAAGUUUUCAGACGAUUCCACAAAGGCAUCCAACAGCUGUUCCAAAAUGGAUCAAGAUCUGGAGUUUUACCCUGUAGAUGACCAUCCAUCUCCGUCGACGUUUACAGCGUGGGAUGCUUUCCUGACAGGUAAUCAGGCUUUCUUCCGGGAGCCACCUUGCUUGCUGCCGGAUCCGGCCUUCUCUUACAUGGACGUCAUACCCGAAGAAGAUGAUAUGGAAUCUCUUCUGGAAUCGGACACGGAUGACACCGGCAGCUCCGUUUCUACCGUCAUUGACCGUUUUUCUAGGGCCAGUACUGCUAAUUCGAGCUUCUCCGAAAGAUGCAGCAAAUCUUCCACGGAAAUGACAUUUGAUCUAGAGCAGGUCCUCUCACCUUUCGAAAAGUUGGAGAAAGAGUUAGAUGCAGGCGAGCCAAAAGACAGUGAGGAGUUGCAGAGUAAAAAGGACACUCAGAGGGGCCCAAUAGUAGUCAUAACUAACAGCAAUAGUUGUGAAGAUGUUCGCAGGGCAGAGGAAGACAAGACUUCUAAUGAAGCGGAAGUUAAAAAGGACUUAAACUCAGUAACUGGAGAUUUAGAUACAAGUAAUGUAAAUAAUCUGAAAAAUGGUGUAAUCUCUGACUGCCAGGAGAAGAAUAUAGCAGCUAAAAUGGAAUGCACCCCGAAACUUUUAGUAAUGAAAUAA